UUUUUUUUUUUUUUUUUUUUUUGGUUCUCUAUCUGAAACUGAAAAACAAUGCAACUAUUUAUAUCAUAGUAUUUACCUUUUCACUUACCUACGCUACGAUGUCUUCAACAACAAAAACGAAUGUUGUUGUUUUGCCUCCACGCAAAAUCAAUCUCCAGAAGUUUCGAGAAUCUCGAGGCCCAGAGCUCGAAUCACUUCACUCCUUAGUAUCAACUCGGCUGAACAACGAUUUCCGGUCUCGCAGGAACAAGAGACGAAGAACAACCUCGUACGACAAUCAAGCUGCCAAGAAGAACAAGAAGAGGAGACGCAGGAAUGAGACCGGUGCUUGUUUGGAGAAAGAUAAAGAGGAGAAGGAGGUUAAGGUUGUUCCUCGGCGCAUUCGGAGGAGAAUUGAGCUUCGGAUGAAUCAGGAAAAAGGGUUUUCGAGUUCUGGAGAUGGGACUAAGAGGCUUAGAACACAUGUUUGGUAUGCGAAGCGCUUCGCUAUGACUAAGCUUUGGGGGUUUUAUCUUCCUCUUGGUUUGCAAGGAAGGGGAAGGGGUUCAAGGGCACUCCUGAAGUGGUUCAAACAAGAAGUUCUCGUACAUGAUGCGAGUUAUCAUGUUUCUGUCCAAUUAGAGGGUCCGGAGGAUUCUUUAAUAUCGGUUCUAAAAACUCUGAUGGUGCCUUCCCCUUCAGAUCUUUCUGAAACUUCUUCUCGCUCUGUUAUUUCGGGUGCCAUGUAUGGAAGCGCUAUGCUUCAUCAUGUUGGAGCACCGCUUUCUCAGCCAAUUGCUCCAGUGACCUAUAUGUGGCGACCUGUUUGCCAGCAGAAUAGAGAUAGUGAUGUUAUGGACCAUGAUGGUGAUGGCUGUGACAAGCCAGAGAACAUCGUGUCCAGUUCUUCCUCUCGCCAGAUGUGGGUGUGGAUACAUGUUUCUGCUUUUAGUGAGGGAUUUGAUGCUCUAAAAUUUGCCUGCCAGAAGGAGAUGGAUGAGAGGGGCAUUUUGAUCAAUUGUGUUUCGCUUGAAGGUCAACUUGCAAAAUUAGAAGUAUUAGGAUUAAAGGCAUUUCAACAUCUUCAGAAGAUAUUACAUCCUGUUACUUGUUCUUCAGAGAACCCUUGGCAAUUGAGGAAGCAUUCAGCUGUAGACUCUGACCAUGACUUCCAAUUGAAGAAGUCUUCUGUACUUGAAAAUGAGGAGAAUUUUUCUUCUCAUGCAAUCGUGUCUCUUAGAGUCAAGGAUCCUCGCAUAAUGCCUGAGAAAAGGUUCACAGAUGUUCCAGAGUCACUUUCUACUGGUAUGCUCAGCGUAUCAGAAGCUGAAGCUAAAGAGGAUGUUGCAUUAGCAGAAAUACUAGACAAGAACGAGGAGUUGUUAUCUGGGACAAAACCUGGAGGAAAUAGCAUUAUUUAUGAUAACAAGGAUUUAUGGGAUAGUAGCAGUGGAGUAAGUCCCCCUAUGGAAGAGCAUGUAUUGUGUAUGGAAAAAAAUGUUCUGCGUAUGGAUAAGUUCUGCCUUGAUGCUUCAAAUUCAGGAAUGCUGAACACUUCAACCAAGGUGCAGUGCUCAAGAUCUUGCCCUAUUCUGCUUUUAAAAAAUAAUGAUCCAAAGGGAUUGCAUAUAGGAUGGUCCAUUAUACUUCCCUUAAGUUGGGUCAGGGUCUUUUGGGCUCCUCUUAUCUCUAAGGGAGCUCAUGCAAUAGGUUUGAGAGAGAAGCAUUGGGUUGCAAGUGAAAUGGGGAUGCCCUUUUUUCCUUCAGAAUUUCCUGAUUGCAAUGCUUACUCAUUCUUUAUGGCAAAUGAAGCUGCUGUCUCUAAUAAAAAAGUAGAACGUUCCCCUCCUGAUGUCAGACCAUGGAGAGUUCCCAUUCCACCCCCAUGGGACACCAUCUGCCAUGCUUUCAACGAAGGACCCACUAGAGUAGGAAAUAGUCAAAUUAACAAUGAGGAAAAAAUGUUUAAUGGGAAUUCGUUGUCCAGCUCUGAUUCUGGAAAUUGUAGUACAUCAUCAUUUGUUCAUCAUGGUAAUACAUUUGACGGAGUUGUAGCAAGGACACACUUUGUGCUGACUGAUUUCUUGAGAGAAAUCCAAGGUGAUCAUUUGCUUCUAUUUUCUCAACUGCCUGACAAGAAGACGAGUAUAUUCAAGUUAUUGAAAGAUGAAAGCAAGUUUGGCCCCAGUAUGAAUGGUAUUGCCCACUUUAGUUAUGGUCGGAAACUAUGUUUUCUUAGAAUUCUUCUCCAUGCUUACAAGGAAGGCGUUUUCGAAGAGGGGGCAGUUGUAUGUGCUCCUCAACAUACUGAUAUAUCAUUGUUGAUUUCAAGGUCAGGAACUGACGAGGGUGGACUUCAAAUGCCUCAAUCUGCUGUGAGAUCGUAUUUCAAAGAACAAUCUCCUGCUAAGUGGGAACUCCACAAACCAGAAGAUGCUAUUGCAAGGGAAUGUCAUCGGUGGCCAAUUGGCUUUGUUACAACUGGAUUUGUUCGAGGGAGCAAGAAGCCAGUAGCAGAGGCUUUAUGUGAGGCAGUCUUACUUGCUCGUCUUAGAGAGGAGCAGUGGAAUAAUAUGCUUAAAAAGCGGAGGAAGGAGAUCUAUGUCCUGGUUAGGAAUCUAAGAUCUUCAUCAUAUAGACUUGCCCUUGCAACCAUUGUGCUGGAACAACAGGAAGAAGAUGUGGAAUUUAUGUGAGAUGCCGCAACUCCUGUAUUUUUUGUACAUGUUAAUGAGAAAAUGAGAUCUGCUCAAUUUAUUUUUUGCUAUUUUUUUUAUCCCUUAAAUUUAAUUUAUUUGUUGGACAUUGUACACAAUUGGCUACUCUUUCUUCCACCCAGUUAAGGAGAGAGAGUCCAUAGUAGAAGAAAACAUGCUUCUCUUGAACUUUUUCUUUAAUUAUUUUUUAUGUAUAGGGGAAAAAAGUGCAGAAUGAUGAUUAUCUCAU
Quercus lobata is the source of this 2925-nucleotide messenger RNA. RefSeq names its product ribonuclease Ps (gene POP1). The transcript has 10 exons. Gene Ontology annotation, cellular component: nucleolar ribonuclease P complex; ribonuclease MRP complex. The coding region runs from base 99 to 2675 and encodes 858 amino acids. Gene Ontology annotation, biological process: tRNA 5'-leader removal. The record is from RefSeq and is a predicted model, not a curated record. NCBI's taxonomy places the organism in Eukaryota, Viridiplantae, Streptophyta, Magnoliopsida, Fagales, Fagaceae.